Molecule: messenger RNA, 2934 nt
Organism: Mangifera indica (mango)
Lineage: Eukaryota; Viridiplantae; Streptophyta; Magnoliopsida; Sapindales; Anacardiaceae
Product: plasma membrane ATPase 1-like
Exons: 21
Coding region: 1-2934 (977 amino acids)
Biological process (GO): regulation of intracellular pH; proton export across plasma membrane
Cellular component (GO): plasma membrane
Molecular function (GO): ATP binding; P-type proton-exporting transporter activity; ATP hydrolysis activity
Source: RefSeq, a predicted model, not a curated record
AUGGUUGAAAAGUCUUUUGCCCUUGAUGCUGUCAUCAAGGAAGCUGUUGAUCUGGAAAAUGUGCCCAUUGAAGAAGUUUUUGAAAACCUGAAAUGUACAAGGAAUGGUUUGAGCUCAGAUGAAGUUAAAGAGCGAUUGGAAUUAUUUGGAUACAAUAAACUUGAAGAGAAAAAGGAAAGUAAAAUAUUAAAGUUCUUGAGCUUUAUGUGGAAUCCUCUAUCAUGGGUAAUGGAAGCUGCAGCUAUCAUGGCUAUUGCUCUUGCACAUGGAGGAUUUAAUCUUAGAGAUGAAUCCUUUAUUUUGCAGGGAAAAGAUCCGGAUUAUCAUGAUUUCGUUGGCAUAUUGGUCUUACUUUUGAUAAAUUCUACCAUCAGUUUUAUAGAGGAAAACAAUGCAGGCAAUGCAGCAGCUGCUCUUAUGGCCAGAUUGGCCCCAAAAGCCAAGGUCCUACGUGAUGGAAGAUGGAGUGAGGAAGAUGCAGCAGAGUUGGUUCCAGGAGACAUUGUCAGUAUUAAACUUGGAGACAUUGUUCCAGCUGAUGCUCGUCUUCUUGAAGGAGAUCCUUUGAAAAUUGAUCAGUCAGCUCUUACGGGAGAGUCCCUUCCGGUAACCAAGAAUCCUGGUGAUGGGGUCUACUCAGGUUCAACCUGCAAACAAGGUGAAAUAGAGGCUGUUAUUAUUGCAACCGGAGUUCACACUUUCUUCGGGAAGGCAGCUCAUCUUGUUGAAAGCACUAAUCAUGUUGGGCAUUUUCAGAAGGUUCUAACAGCAAUCGGAAACUUCUGUAUCUGCUCAAUUGCUAUUGGAAUAGUUAUUGAAAUAAUUGUUAUAUAUGGACUUCAAGAGAGGGGAUAUCGUGUUGGUAUAGAUAAUCUACUUGUCUUGCUAAUUGGUGGGAUUCCCAUAGCAAUGCCAACUGUUCUUUCUGUUACCAUGGCCAUUGGUUCACAUCGCUUGUCUCAGCAGGGUGCAAUAACCAAAAGAAUGACAGCCAUUGAGGAAAUGGCUGGAAUGGAUGUUCUGUGCAGUGAUAAAACAGGCACAUUGACAUUAAACAAGCUUACAGUGGACAAAAAUUUGAUUGAGGUUUUUGCCAAAGGUGUUGACAAGGACAUGGUAGUACUUAUGGCUGCAAGAGCGUCGAGGUUAGAGAACCAAGAUGCUAUUGACGCUGCAAUUGUUUCAAUGUUGCCAGACCCUAAGGAGGCAAGAACUGGAAUUAAAGAAGUUCACUUCCUCCCAUUCAAUCCAACUGAUAAAAGGACUGCACUUACAUAUAUAGAUGGUGUUGGCAAAAUGCGCAGAGUUAGCAAAGGUGCACCAGAGCAGAUUCUCCAUCUGGCCCAUAACAAAUCAGAAAUUGAAAGGAAGGUACAUGGAAUGAUUGACAAGUUUGCUGAACGUGGACUUAGAUCCCUUGCAGUUGCUCGCCAGGAAGUGCCUGCUGGAACCAAAGACAGUCCCGGUGGCCCCUGGGAAUUUGUCGGCCUUCUCCCUCUUUUUGACCCUCCACGCCACGACAGCGCUGAAACGAUUAGAAGGGCUCUAGAUCUUGGUGUCAGUGUUAAAAUGAUCACAGGCGAUCAACUUGCAAUUGCUAAGGAAACAGGAAGAAGGCUUGGAAUGGGCACAAACAUGUACCCCUCAUCAUCUCUGCUUGGUGAGAGCAAGGAAGAGGGACAUCCAGGGCUUCCCAUUGAUGAACUCAUUGAAAAAGCUGAUGGUUUUGCUGGUGUCUUUCCUGAACACAAGUACGAGAUUGUAAAUAGAUUACAAGCCAGAAAGCACAUCUGUGGAAUGACCGGUGAUGGAGUAAACGAUGCUCCAGCUUUAAAGAAAGCUGACAUAGGAAUCGCUGUGGCAGAUUCCACAGAUGCCGCCCGUAGUGCUUCUGAUAUAGUUCUAACAGAACCCGGGUUGAGUGUAAUCGUAAGUGCUGUCUUAACAAGUCGUGCCAUCUUCCAAAGAAUGAAAAACUACACGAUCUAUGCUGUGUCUAUCACCAUACGUAUUGUGCUAGGAUUUUUGUUGCUGACUGUCUUCUGGAAGUUCGAUUUUCCACCUUUCAUGGUUCUUGUCAUCGCCAUUCUUAAUGAUGGUACUAUCAUGACCAUAUCCAAAGACAGGGUAAAGCCUUCUCCCCUCCCUGAUUGUUGGAAGCUCAGUGAAAUUUUUGCAACAGGAAUUGUGCUUGGCGGUUACCUAGCUCUUAUGACAGUCGUUUUCUUUUGGGCGGCUUAUGAAACUAACUUCUUUCCGAAACAUUUCCACGUGAAGAGCUUCAACCGGCACCAUUUCAACAUGUCUGACGACAAAAUUUCGACUGAACUGAAAGAAAGAAUGGCAUCAGCAGUGUAUCUUCAAGUCAGCACCAUUAGCCAGGCCUUAAUUUUUGUGACACGCUCCAGGGGCUGGUCGUGUACUGAGAGACCUGGCUUUCUGCUUGUUAUUGCCUUCGUUAUUGCUCAAUUGAUUGCAAGUUUGAUAUCUGCCACUGCAACCUCCGAGUUUGCAGGGAUCAGAAAAAUUGGCUGGGGCUGGACAGGGGUCAUUUGGUUGUUCAAUAUCGCAACUUACUUGCUGCUUGACCCUAUCAAAUUUGCUGUUCGAUAUGCGCUCAGUGGAAGAGCCUGGGGUCUCAUUGUAGACAAAAGGACUGCAUUCACGAACAAAAAGGACUUUGGUAUGGAAGCUCGUGCGGCUGCAUGGGCAACUGAGCAGAGAACACUACAUGGCCUCCAGUCCUCCGAUACAAGAAAGUUUACUGAUAAAAUAAGCACUUUUGGGGAGCUCAAUCUCAUGGCAGAAGAAACUAAAAGGCGUGCAGAGAUUGCAAGGAUGAGGGAGCUUCACACUCUGAAAGGGAAGGUUGAAUCAUUUGCCAAGUUGAGGGGUCUGGACAUUGAUGCCAUGAACCAACACUACACUGUCUAA